Messenger RNA from Lucilia cuprina (Australian sheep blowfly), 1887 nucleotides. RefSeq names its product delta-1-pyrroline-5-carboxylate dehydrogenase, mitochondrial (gene P5CDh2). Gene Ontology annotation, molecular function: L-glutamate gamma-semialdehyde dehydrogenase (NAD+) activity. The coding region runs from base 8 to 1744 and encodes 578 amino acids. Lineage: Eukaryota; Metazoa; Arthropoda; Insecta; Diptera; Calliphoridae. The record is from RefSeq and is a predicted model, not a curated record. The transcript has a single exon. Gene Ontology annotation, cellular component: mitochondrial matrix.
UAUUACCAUGUUUUCAAAAUCAUAUUUUAUUAUUCUACGAAGAUUUUCUCAAAAAAUUGCCCAGAAAGAUACAAAAACUUUAUUAACUUCAUCGAUUGUAUCAGUUAAAAGAUUUGAUCAAAUAAACUAUAAAAAUGAACCUAUAUUAGAGUAUAAACACGGAUCGGAGGAAUUAAUCAAUUUAGAAAAAUCAUUGGAUCACUACUCAUGUAAUAUAGAAGAUAUUCCUAUUGUAAUUGGUGGCAAAGAAAUAAAAACAAAUCAAGAACGUUACCAACGUAUGCCUCAUAAACAUAAAAGUAUUAUUGCUAAAUAUUAUUAUGCAGAUCAGAAUAUUAUAAAUCAAGCUAUUAGGGCAACUAAGAAAGUGAAAGAGGAUUGGGAUAAUACUGCUUAUGAAAAGCGUGUAGAAUAUUGGGAAAAAGCAGCCAGUUUAAUGGCCACUAAAUAUCGAGCUGAUUUAGUUGCUGCUACUAUGUUAGGUCAAGCUAAAACAGUUUAUCAAGCUGAAAUAGAUGCUGCAGCUGAAUUAAUUGACUUUAUCCGUUUAAGUGCCGAAUACCUAAAGGAAUUAGUUCAUUAUGAACCUUUAAAUCCAAAUGUUAAAAUUUGCAAAAAUCAUAUGAUUUGGAGAGGAUUAGAUGGUUUCGUAGCGGCAAUAAGUCCUUUUAAUUUUACUGCUAUAGGUGGUAAUUUGGCUUUUACGCCGGCGUUGAUGGGUAAUGGUGUUCUAUGGAAGCCGGCCGAUAAUGCCAUGUUAUCUAGUUGGUUAGUAUUUAAGAUAAUGCAUGAAGCAGGUUUACCUGAAGGUGUGGUAAAUUUCAUACCAGCCGAUGGUCCUACGUUUGGCAACACAGUUACAUAUUCACAAAACUUAGCUGGCAUUAAUUUUACUGGAUCUAAUGCAGUAUUUCGCAGUUUGUGGAAAUUAGUAGCCAAAUAUAUAGAUUUUCAUAAAACCUAUCCACGUUUAAGUGGAGAAUGUGGAGGUAAAAAUUAUCAUUUUGUACACCCAUCAGCCGAUGUGAACACCGUUGUAGCUUGUACUAUACGAAGUUCAUUUGAAUAUAGCGGUCAAAAGUGUUCGGCUUGUUCGAGAUUGUAUGUACCAGACAGUUUAUGGGAGAGUCAAAUUAAGAAACCACUUUGUGAGCUCACCAGGCAAUUGGUGAUUGGAGAUGUUUGUGAUUAUAAAAGUUUUACAUCGGCUGUUAUCAAUGAAAAAGCUUUUCUACGCAUUAACGAAUAUUUAGACUAUGCCAAAACUAAUUCUCAAUGUGAUGUUCUAGUCGGAGGACGUUGUUCAAAUUUACAUGGCUUUUUCAUUGAACCCACUAUAGUCCAGGUACGUGAUCCAGAAGAUCGCCUUUUUAAAGAGGAAAUAUUUGGUCCCUUACUAUCGGUUUUUGUUUACAAAGAGAAGGAUAUAGAUAAAACAAUAGAAUUAGUUCGUAAUACUUCUAAAUAUGCGUUAACGGGUGCCGUAUUUGCUACAGAUGAACAAUUUUUAAAAGAAGCUCUAUGUAAAUUUAAAUGUACAGCUGGUAACUUUUAUAUAAAUGAUAAAUCUACAGGAGCUGUUGUCGGUCAGCAAGCAUUUGGUGGUGGAAAGUUGUCUGGAACUAAUGAUAAACCUGGUAGUCCUUACUAUUUAUUACGUUGGACUUCGCCCCAAACUAUUAAGGAAACUUUUGUGCCCCAAACAGAUGUUUAUUAUCCGUAUAUGGGAAUAGAUACAACUUGAAUUAUUGUUACAUAUAUACAUAAAUAAAAAAAUUAAAAGGUAUUUAAACGGAAACGAAUUGUUACUUGUAUAAUACUAAUACAUAUUAGGAAAUAGGCACAUCGAUUAUUUUUCCGAUUUGUUUCAUGUACUCGUCAUAUAAU